Molecule: messenger RNA, 1810 nt
Organism: Punica granatum (pomegranate)
Lineage: Eukaryota; Viridiplantae; Streptophyta; Magnoliopsida; Myrtales; Lythraceae
Source: RefSeq, a predicted model, not a curated record
GUAAGGGCAACUGGAAUUUCAGUUCAUAACAGACAGCUGCUGCUGCUUCACAGGCCAAAGAAGAUGAAACUCUUCUGAAACUUCCACUCGCUCUUCGCUCUCCGGCGGAGUCCGUCCGACGAGCUCCGAGCUGCUCCCGCGAAGUGCCGAGGAAGAAGAUGGACGAAUCAGCGAAAUUGAGCGCCUUAAAGAAGGCUUAUGCUGAGAUAAUUAUGAAUGUGUCCAAGGAGGCAGCUUGUCGUGUUAUGGCGUCUGAGAAGAAAAGGCUGCGACUUGACCAAGAAUUGUCUGAGGUGAAAGACGAGGGACUGCAUUUGCUUUUGAGGUUAAAGAAAAUGCUUGAUGAUAAGACAAAUGAAGCGGAAGCAAUUUCGAUCAACCAACGGAAAAGAAUUGAUGAGCUUGAAGCACAGCUUGAUGAAGCUAAAGAUAUUGAAAAAGAGCUUAGAGGAGAAUUGAGAGAAGCACAUGCUGAGCUGGCAAAGGUAACGUCCUAUAGAUUGGGUUCUUCAAACAGAACUUGUACUGGGCCUGGCACUGCUUCCGGAGAACCAAUAGUGGGGAAUGAUCUUGAAGCUUCUAAAAGAUAUUCUCACAACACCCAUUUUUAUGCUCAUAACCUGGAUUUUUCAGCGAGAGUGAUGGGAUAUGAAGAGACUGAGCUCUAUCAUAAUUCAUUCACUCAGAAAAUUCAAGCAUUCGGAGGAAAACUUUGUGGACAUAUGUCUCUUCCUGGAAAGGAUGAUCAUCUUGCAAAUGGGCUGCAAGGAAAAAACGAGACGUUAUGUCUGAUUCCCAAACUAAGUCCUGACCAACCAUUUGGUAUGGAAGAAGAUUCAGAUGAGCAUGAAGUGACAGAGACACAUGGAAAGAGUAGCCAUUUUGAGGUUCCCAAGUCCUUCCACAUAAAAAGGAAAAGGACAACUAGAUAUCAGAAAGGUAAAAUCCCCCUGCCAGUAGUGGUGCAGCGAGCUUCUAACAUUUAUUGCUCCGAAUCUUCUCUUGAAUCUCAUCAUGCUCGUAGAUUAGCCUUGGAUACAGAGCAAAUGGGCAUGCAAUCAGAACGUCCUAUCAUCAGUAGUCAUGUGGAACUGGUUAGACCUUGUAGUUUUUGGGAUACAAGGGAUGACAGCAAGUUAUUGAAAGAAGCAGCACUCACAAGACGGGAAAAGGGACCGAUGGAGGCUUUAACUUUUUCGUCUGGCAGAUCCGAUGUUGGUAGAGUUAAUGACUUAACAUCGCAUGUAGAUGUAUCUAAUCUAGCUGACCCUGUUCUUGAAGAUAGACGUAAUGGUAAAUUCCUUAAGUACACCUUCCAAAGAAGGCGGAAAAAAGGGCAAUUCUGUGACGGGAAUUCAACAGUUGACCAGAUUACUCCAAAGAUGGAAAUAGAUGAUGAUUGCAAUGGUUUCCGAGAGUCGGAUUUGGUUGACUUGGUGUCAUCUGGAGAUACUCAGUUAAUUGAAGUUGCUGAGCAGCUCGUUACUUUAUCUCAGAAGAAAUGAUGGUGUGCGUCUAAGCUGGGCCUGCAUCAACUUGUGCCUGGAGGAUAGUUCGGAAGACAAUAUCUAGCUGAAGAACUUUGACAAGGGGCAACUUCUAUUGCCAAGGUAGUGCUUUAGUUACAUAUGUAUGGUAUAUAUAUGUAGAUAUUGCUUGGAACCAUCGACAGUAUCAGAAGUAGUCGAGAAUGAUCGAACCCCCUGAUGAGCUUUAUUAUUGCCAAUCCUUAAUUGCUCAAGCUGUAUCCAGAAUGACCUUACAGAUAAUGGGUUCAAAAGUAUACUGUAUUUGAUGUUGUCGUCGGCUA